AUGUCUUUCUCAUUUUUUUCUUCUAAAAAAGCACACCUCAUAGUAAUUGUUGCUCUUAUCAUACAUAUAAAUGGGGUCGUCGUCUUUGGUUCUAGUGCCGCUUUAGAUCGUCAGUCGUUAUUAGAAUUCAAAUCAAAAUUUACAAACGACCCUCAUGGUGUUUUCCUGUCUUGGAAUGACUCUGUUCCUAUGUGCGAGUGGAAAGGAGUGACAUGUGGUCGUCGCCACCAAAGAGUUACAAUUUUGAAUCUACAAGGCAACGGUUUAGUUGGUUCUUUAUCUCCUUAUCUUGGUAACCUUAGCUUUCUCGGUUACAUUACCCUUGGCAGCAACCAACUUCAAGGAAGUAUACCUCCCGAGUUUAGUAAUUUAUAUCGAUUGAAGGUAUUAUCCCUUUCCAAUAAUUCUUUGACAGGGGAAAUCCCGGCUAACAUGUCAAGCUGGCCUAACCUAUGGCACCUUAACUUGGCAUUCAAUAAGCUAUCUGGAAAAAUUCCAAAUACUUUUAGUUCUCAUUCAAUUCUACGUGAACUAUACCUUGCCAAAAAUGACCUCACGGGCGGGAUUCCACCAUCCAUUGGCAAUCUCACAUCUCUGCAAGAACUCGCUCUUAGUUAUUGUCCAUUAGGAGGGAGCAUUCCGGAUUCCUUAAAUCAAUUAAAAAACCUGCGAAAAAUAGGCAUUGGAGAAAAUGACCUUUUUGGUGCAUUUCCUUUCAAUUUGGAGAUUUUGGAGCUUCUCGAAAUCCAAUUAAGUGGAGUAUUACCAAAUUCGCUUGGGAACUUCUCAUCUAAAUUGCAUUACCUUGGGAUGGGUUUCAACUAUAUUUCAGGAAUUAUUCCUUCAUCUAUAGGCAAUUUGUUAAGGCUUACUACUGUUUCUCUUAGAGUAAAUAGUUUCACAGGCAUAAUUCCUGAAAGCAUCGGCAAACUUCAAAGCUUGCAAAUCCUAUAUCUUGACGGUAACUAUUUCUCCGGGGUUAUUCCAACAUCUAUAGGAAACCUGUCACGUGUAACUAAAAUGGAUUUAAGUGGAAACAAAUUGGAAGGCACAAUACCCUCAACCAUAGGGAGUUGCAAAAGUCUGAUAGCUUUGGACCUUUAUGCAAAUAACCUUAGCGGAAGUGUACCCAAAGAACUAUUUCAACUGUAUUCACUCUCUAUAGGACUAGAUCUGAGCCAAAACAAUCUAUCUGGACUUGUUCCACAAGAGAUUGGAAACUUGAAAGUCAUAGGAUUACUUGAUUUUUCUAAGAAUCGUUUCUCAGGUGAAAUUCCAAGUACUGUUAGUGGCUGUAUCAGCCUUGAAGCCCUAAAUCUUUCAAGUAAUCUAUUUUAUGGAUCAAUCCCUGAAGCAUUUAGUCCAUUAAAAGGCCUUGAAUAUGUUGACAUUUCACGAAAUAACUUCUCUGGAAGCAUUCCAAGAUACUUGCAACGAAUUCCAUUAAAACGUUUAGAUCUUGCUUAUAAUAACUUUGAGGGAGAGGUACCUAUUAUAGGUGUCUUUGCCAACACAAGUGCAAUAUCCAUUACUGGGAACACUAGACUUUGA
This is a messenger RNA of Erigeron canadensis, 1551 nucleotides long. Its product is annotated as LRR receptor-like serine/threonine-protein kinase EFR. The transcript is spliced from 2 exons. Gene Ontology annotation, molecular function: protein binding. The coding region runs from base 1 to 1551 and encodes 516 amino acids. Lineage: Eukaryota; Viridiplantae; Streptophyta; Magnoliopsida; Asterales; Asteraceae. The record is from RefSeq and is a predicted model, not a curated record.